This is a messenger RNA of Condylostylus longicornis, 2143 nucleotides long. RefSeq names its product mRNA-decapping enzyme 1B (gene DCP1). The transcript is spliced from 2 exons. Gene Ontology annotation, cellular component: P-body. Gene Ontology annotation, molecular function: enzyme activator activity; mRNA binding. Gene Ontology annotation, biological process: positive regulation of catalytic activity; deadenylation-independent decapping of nuclear-transcribed mRNA; deadenylation-dependent decapping of nuclear-transcribed mRNA. Bases 409 to 1800 code for a protein of 463 amino acids. Lineage: Eukaryota; Metazoa; Arthropoda; Insecta; Diptera; Dolichopodidae. The record is from RefSeq and is a predicted model, not a curated record.
AUUGGAAAAAAAAAUUGAAACGUGCUCCCUUAAUAAAUAUUUUACAGAUUCAAUUUUUAUUUAAUAAGAAAAAACGAAAUUUGAAAAACUUUUUUUUUCUAAUAUAAUUAAAUAAUUUUGUAUAAUUUAAUUUUAUUUUAAUUGCAAAGAAAACGGACGAAAGAACGCAUUAGCUUGUUCUCAGUUGGAUAACGAGGGAAAAUCACCAAUUAAAAAUAAGUUUUAUAAAAAAAACUGUAGAAUGAAAUUUUAACUGCUGUAGGGCACAACUGAUUACAAAAUUGCACACAUUAACCUGAAGUUAAAAAUUGCAAAUACAAAUAAAUAUAAAAAAGGAAUAUUUUACUAAUUUAAAUAACUUGAAAUUGAAUUUUAACAUUUGAAAGAAGAAAGAUAAUUUUAAUCAGUAUGGCUGAUAAAACUGAAACGCGAAUGAAUUUAACAGCUAUUAAGAGAAUUGAUCCUUAUGCUAAAGAUAUAAUAGAUUCAUCUGCUCAUGUUGCUUUUUAUACAUUUAAUUCAGAAGAAAAUGAAUGGGAAAAAACUGAUGUUGAAGGAGCAUUAUUCAUAUAUAGCAGAAAUGCUGAGCCAUUUCAUAGUAUAUUUAUAAAUAACCGUAUAAACACGAAUUCUUUUGUGGAACCAGUUACUGGUCAUUUAGAAUUGCAGUCACAACCACCAUUUUUAUUAUAUCGCAAUGAGCGUUCUAGAAUUCGUGGCUUUUGGUUUUACAAUAGCUCCGAAUGUGAUCGAAUAGGUGAAAUUGUUAGACGUUUAAUUACUGAAUGCGGUUUAAAAAAGGAUGGCACCAACAUACAAAAGAAUUUAGAUGUAGUGAUACCCAGCAACAAUCAUAUUAAUAUAUUUACAAUGUUGAGUAAAGCUCAAGAAGAAUUUAAUAAUUCAGCAAACACAAAUCCAGUUGUCAUACAAACUCAAGGUGGUGGUAGUAUCGGAAAUAUGUGUAUGCCAACUGUACAAAAUUUGGAAAGUCGAACUUUGUUUUCAAGCAUUCAACAAAAUAAUAUUAAUAAUAACAUUAAUAAUAAUAAAGUUCAUUCAGACCUAACAUCACAAAGCGUAAUGAAUUUUUUUGCCAAUGCAAAACCUGCGGUAACAUCAGAAGCUCCUCCAUUAUUUCAAAGACUAAUAUCAAGUCCAGUACCCGUAGAACAAAUUGAAAAGCAGCAAAGAGCAUCGACACCACAUGAGAGCGGUAGAGUCCCAUCACCAAUAUCAUCAAAUAUUUCUAUGGGAAUAAAGGGUAUUGAAAAUCAUUCACCCAAAAUUAGAAACAAUAAAGAUAUUAUAUCGCCGCUUAUUAAUUUAAAUAUUAAUGAAAAUGAUAAAGGAACUGCUUCAACAAAAUUGCACACUGAUUUAGAUCUACAACAAAAAUUAAUUCAAAAAUUGGCAAAUACUUAUACUGCCAAUUAUCCGCCACCACCACCGGGUAUUAUCAAUCAUCAAAACAGUAAUAAUUCUGGUAAUAGCAAUAAACCAGAAUUAAUGCCACCCACAAUGUUUCUUUCAUCAUCAUCUAAUGAGGCACCACCACCACCAUUAUUACCACAAACAUCUGCAGUAAUUAAUAACUCAAAUAGAAUAAUAGCUUUUCCAUUGCGAGAUGCCAAUAAUAUUCAACCGGUAACGGCUCCAACACCUGUUGGAAGACCAGAACCUCUAACACAAAUGCAGUUGCAACAAGCAAUGCAUUACCUCUUACAAAAUGAUCCGGAUUUUAUUAGGAAAUUACACGAAGCUUACUUAAAAUUUUUUAAUGAAAAAGUUUCAGUCUAAAAUAAAAUUUAAAUACUUAAAAAAUAUGUUUAACCGUAGAAAGAAAAAAACACAAAAAAAAAACAAAACUAUUAAUUAAAAUUGAAAAGGAAAAAAAGAUAAUUACUGUUUUCUUUAUUAAGUAAUUAAAGUUAGAAAAAAAUUUUUUGCACUAAUUUUUAGUGAGAGGAAAUUUGUUGAAUUUUAAGAAAAAUAUUUUUAGAAAGUUUGGCAAGCAGUAAAUGCCCCAAAGCUUUUUUUUUUUGUAAAUAGGUUAAAAAAAUUUUUUAAAUUUUGGUGAAAAAUACAAAAUUAUUUUAUAAUUCUUCAAUAAAAAAGCAUAAAACAAGUAUUGAGAUUUAUU